Molecule: messenger RNA, 1269 nt
Organism: Rhizopus microsporus ATCC 52813
Lineage: Eukaryota; Fungi; Mucoromycota; Mucoromycetes; Mucorales; Rhizopodaceae
Exons: 6
Coding region: 1-1269 (422 amino acids)
Biological process (GO): activation of protein kinase activity; autophagy of mitochondrion; autophagosome assembly
Cellular component (GO): phagophore assembly site; Atg1/ULK1 kinase complex
Molecular function (GO): protein kinase activator activity; molecular adaptor activity
Source: RefSeq, a predicted model, not a curated record
AUGGAACAAGAGCUUAUCGAGUUAUUAUUAUUUUCAAAAAAGGCCUUAUCCACUGGUCAAACAAUAUGUGCUCAGGCAAAUGAGUUAUGCCAGCAAUCUGAGAAAUGUGUAGAGACAAUUGAAAAGAUUCAUCCAAAGUUAGUAUUUGUAAAUAAUCAUAUACUUGUUCAAAUGGCUACUUUGGAAAAGAUAAGAGAAUAUAAUAACCUUCAAGAAAGGGAAUCUACUUUGCAAUCUCUGACGAUUGAGUUGACAACUAUAUUCAAUUUAUUAAAGCAGCGUACGAUAGAUAAAGACAUAUUACGAGUAAACAGAGAAAGAGAUCCAGGGACAAAUGAUAUGGGAGAACAAGUAACACUGUUUGAUUAUAUAUCCGAUGAAGCCAUUAUUGAGCUACAGAGACAAGCAGAUGAUGAAAUUGGGGAAAUGGAAAUCAUCAAUAACCUGUUGGAGAAUCAAUCCAAGAAUAUAUCCUUGACUAUAUCAGAGCUGUCAUCACUAAGAGAGGCAGCUAUGAUCAUACCUUUGGAUGAAGCCACAACGGCAUUUUCUCAUGAGAAACUAAAGAUACAAGAAGACGAAAUUGCAAAAAUGGCGGAUAUCUUGACUAGUCUGACAAAUCAUUAUGAUCAGUUAGGAGAAGCAACGAGGUUAUAUCAUUCGGACCCAGAAGCAUGCGGUGAACUUGAUAUUACAGUAUUAGAGGAUGACCAUGGACAUAUACCCAAUAUAUUGGAUAAUCUAAGAGAUAGCUUAGAUGUCGUUGAAACUAUUGCGCAAGUUUAUUUAAAGAUUCAAGAUAGAUUAGUCAAGGUACUUUAUGAAUUGGAGUAUUUUGGUACAAGCGGUCAAGCAGAUAUUAUCUGUGAAAAAAUAGUAGAUGCCGAAUUGGAGAUAAAGGACAGGGAGUGUAAUCUGGAUGAAUUCUUCCAGCAGCUAUCAUCAUUGGCUGAAUGGUAUCGAUUUUAUGCAUCAUCUUAUAAUUAUCUCUUGCUUGAAAUCGAAAGAAGAAGGAAAGCACAAGAAAAGCAAGAGAUUCUAAGGAAAGAAAUGACGAAAGCGCUUGAAGAAGCGUAUAAUGAUGAACUUCAAGAAAGAAGAUCAUGGUCAGCGCAACAUGGACAAUAUUUACCAGAAGUGUUGUGUCCAUUCAUUAAUGAUUUGCCAUCUAAAUUAGCCGUUACUGUUGAAUCCGAAUCUGGUCGAUUACCUAAUCUUUCACCCGAAAGCGUCGAAAAGGCUUUAGCAGAGAUCCAUAAUGUAUUAUGA